Anguilla rostrata (American eel) is the source of this 4152-nucleotide messenger RNA. Its product is annotated as transforming growth factor beta-2 proprotein-like. Gene Ontology annotation, cellular component: extracellular region. The record is from RefSeq and is a predicted model, not a curated record. Gene Ontology annotation, biological process: transforming growth factor beta receptor signaling pathway; regulation of cell population proliferation. Lineage: Eukaryota; Metazoa; Chordata; Actinopteri; Anguilliformes; Anguillidae. The transcript is spliced from 7 exons. The coding region runs from base 1071 to 2306 and encodes 411 amino acids. Gene Ontology annotation, molecular function: transforming growth factor beta receptor binding; growth factor activity; cytokine activity.
CCCGCUUCAUAAUUCCUGCCGACACUCGAAACGUUUAUAACGCUAUUUAUAACAAAUUACCGGGUAACUAAACCCUCCCCCCCGACUCAAAAUAAUGAAAAAACGUCACUUUGUAGAUGGAGCAUAUCAUUAGGCUACCGACGUGGGACCUUUAUUAUUCUCGCUGUAUCCUACCACGUCCGUCUACUACAAAGAUUAGGUUAUCUGUUGGCAUGCGGUCGCUCAGAGGGACUUACUCGGAAAACAUUGUUUUGGUAAGGGGAAAGGAGGAAGGCAUUAGCGGUUUUCUUUUGCCGUGAAUACAACAUAUUGUUUGUUUGUAUUUAGCGUGGCUUGUAUUGCCUAUACGUGUGCGCACAACAAGCUGAUUGCGGUUUUUCUUGCCACGUUGUGAGUACCCACAUUUUGUUUGACAGACAGCGCGGUGUCUGUUUGGAAAGGCGAUGCAUGGUUGGUGUUAAAGGAGUCUUGGAUUCUGACUGCAGCGCGCAGUCAAAAGCGGACUUGUGCUGAGCGUGGACUCAACACUCUUGGAAAAACUUUCAGCGCUCAGAUGUGGAGGUGUGUGCGAGUCCGCAGGCUAAACGUCCGCGCUGCUCAAAAGCUGACAGUUCGUAUUGGUUUGUUUUGCCUUGCGUGCAUUCAGGGAGCUGGCUUUUUCGUUAUUACAUGUGUAAUAUAAAUGCAUAUGAAAUAGUUAUAUUUAUGUAUUCAAAAUGUUAAUUGAUGGUAAAAUUUGAGAUGAGAUUCCAUGUAGCCUACGGUUAACUCUGAUAACGGUUUUUCAUACAGCUGAUUUUAACAAUGCUGAUACCCGCUGAAUGAAUUUUAAGCAAUGGAAUAGGCCAGAAGGGAGAGACGAAAGGCACCAGUGUCAGCGCACUCUCCUUAAAUCUAUUUAGACCAGAACACAACCGCACACAAAAUAUUUUAUUUUACAGUAAUUACAUGUAGAAAUAGACUAAUAUAUUUCCAUCAUAUUUAAUAUAUGUACACCUGAUACACACAAAGUCAUUUUUGUUCCUAUAAACAAACCUGGAAGCUGCCUUUAAAAUUUUUUCGUUGUAAAGAUGAAUUUAUACAUUUUGAGUCUCUUCCUUACUUUGGAUUUAACCUCACUGGCUUCGAGUUUGUCAACAUGCAGCACGUUAGAUAUGGAUCAGUUCAUGAAGAAGCGCGUGGAAGCGAUCCGCGGGCAGAUCCUCAGCAAGUUAAAGCUCACGAGCCCCCCGGAACACUACCCCGAGCGCGAGGAGGUGUCCAGGGAAAUUAUCGCAAUCUACAACAGCACGCGCGACCUGCUACAGGAGAAAGCCAACCAACGCGCUGCGACAUGCGAACGACAGCGGAGCGAGGAGGAGUAUUACGCCAAGGAGGUGCACAAGAUCGAUAUGCAGCCUUUUCAUCCCUCUGAAAAUGUCAUCUCUCACAUGCACUAUAGCCCUUACUUCAGGAGGCUCACAUUUGACGUGUCAUCUAUGGAGAAGAACGCCUCCAACCUGGUGAAGGCGGAGCUCCGGGUCUUUCGCUUACAAAACCCAAAGGCCCAUGUAUCUGAACAGAGGAUUGAGCUGUACCAGAUUCUAGGACACAAAGACUUGACAUCGCCAUCACAGCGCUACAUUGACAGUAAGGUGGUGCGCACACACACAGAGGGGGAGUGGCUAUCCUUCGAUGUGACAGAAGCUGUCAGUGAAUGGCUACUUCACAGAGACAGAAACAAUGGCUUCAAGAUCAGCUUACACUGCCCAUGUUGUACAUUUGUGCCAUCAAAUAACUACAUCAUACACAACAAGAGCGAGGAGCUGGAGAUCAGGUUCGCAGGUAUAGAUGACAGUGUCUUACAUGGUGGGGAUCUGAAGGCGUUGAAAAGGCGCCGGCCCACUGGACAGAACCCUCACCUGCUACUAAUGCUACUGCCCUCUUAUCGCCUGGAGUCACAGCACAAGAGUCACCGACAGAAACGCGCUGUGGACACUGCCUUCUGCUCCAGGAACAUGCAGGACUCCUGCUGCCUGCGCUCUCUGUACAUUGACUUCAGAAGGGACCUGGGCUGGCGAUGGAUCCAGGAGCCCAGAGGUUACCAUGCCAACUUCUGUGCCGGAGCGUGUCCUUACCUGUGGAGUGCAGACACACAGCACAGCAAGGUCCUGGGCUUGUACAAUGCCAUCAACCCUGAAGCGUCUGCCUCACCCUGCUGCGUAUCUCAGGACCUGGAGCCCCUCACCAUCCUCUACUACAUUGGCAAGAGCCCCAAGAUCGAACAGCUGUCCAACAUGAUUGUGAAGUCCUGCAAAUGCAGUUAGGAACACAUUCAAGCUCCCAUAAACACACACGCACACACCACACACACACACACCCACAGUCCAGAAUAGUAUUACAAGUUCACACACACACACACACCACACACACCACACACACAAUCACACACAGUCCAAGAUAGUAUUACAAGUUCACGCACGCACGCACACACCCACACACACACACACACACCCACAGUCCAGAAUAGUAUUACAAGUUCAAACACACACACACACACACACACACACACACGCACACACACGUACACACAGUCCAAGAUAGUAUUACAAGUUCACGCACGCACGCACACACACACACACACACACACACACAUUUUUCAGCAGUAUGUACUGGUUGUGUACAGAUGGCCCUGUCGAUACACCCACCUCACACAUAGACCAGACACAAGUAGACUUACAAACGAUGAACACUGGAAGAAUAUUUAAAGUGUCAAUAUGUGAAGUGAGAAGUUGGCCAUCUUCCAUAGUUUUCAAAAUCAGAAAUUAUACUAGGCCAAUUUCUUGUUAUUCCUUUUGUGCCUUUCAAACAAUUGUACCUUUUGUUUUUGCUGCCAAUUAUAUUUCAGAACUAGUGCCAUUUGAAUACUUUUUCCCAACAGAAUCCUGUGUUUUGGUUGAAUUGUUUUCAUUGACAUUUGUGUGCGGGAUCACUGGAUGGCUGUUGCUGGUCUCGAGUUACCUGCAUUCUCACAGUGAUGGGUGGACGCCUUCUUUUGGCUGAAUGUUUAAAGCAGUAAUGAUGUAAUUGCAAAUGUAAUAACAUCACACGUUAUCUGGCAUAAAUAUGUUUUCUUGUUCUCUGCUGGCAAAGAUAGCUGAAGCACAAAGGAAACAUGUCCAGAUAUUAAAAGAUACACCUGCAAAUACUAAAGUAAAUCAUUGGCAUACAACUGAAGAUGUUGAAAUGUUGACACCUACACAUAAACACACACACACACAAUCACGCACACAUGCAGUGGGACCUGCCCAUAUACUGGGCGUCGUGCAGAGGGUCGUAUACAUUUUAAGUUCACUGACUUGUGCACAUCACCAGUGUCUACUUUCUAAGCCUUACCCAGCCUGUUCUGCACAGCAAAAAUACUGUAGCUUUAAGUGAAAUGGAUCAUUGGGGAAUUACAAUGUUGAUGCUUUCAUCAGUCAUCGUGAGAUCAAUGCUGAGACCCGAACCAUGGGUGCUAUCAGUGCGGUGCAUAACACUCCUCUCUUAGUGCAGGUACAGGAUGUGAGGUCAUCAUUUAAACGAGCUAGGGAAAGGAAAUGUCCUUGCCGCAUAUACAGAGACAGAAAGUGUCCAGUAGCUUCUGUCCUCAGUAGGGGGCUGUCCUGUCCAGUGGUAAUGUAAGAGAGGUCACCUCAGGGAUCAUCAAAACCUGUCACCAUGGGGAACCAGAAGUGCUGCAGUGCUGUAGUUACAAUGAGCACAAACCUUAGCUUAGUCACAAACUCCCCCUGAACAGGCCUCCUUUCCUAAUUAGGAAACAAAAUCCAUUCAUACAAAUGAUUGCACUGAUGGUUUUCUUUUGUGUGUAACAUUUGUUUUUAUUAUUAGCUCUUUCCUCUUAGUACACUUGGAGUGUUCUUGUGAUAUUUAGGGCUUGUGUAUGACUUUCCCUUGGCAACUGUUGCUCCAGGAGGACUGACUUCCCCUCCAGAGACAAGCAGACAGGAACAUCACUGCGCAGUCCCUGGUGUUGUCAUUGUUGUUGCUGUUGUUAUCAUCAUCAGUGUUGCAGUUGUUUUUGCUGGCCUUGUUUAUGUUGUUGAUCCCUUAUGUAUUUUAGCACAUCAUAUUUGCUGUGCUCUGGUGGUAAAUAAAUUAUUUGAAUUUCAA